CCCGGUGGCAGGAAGCCUAAUCAAAAUUGUUGGCGUGAAUACCAUUUUUUUUCCGUUACAAACACAUUGUCUUUAGUGUUGGUAUCUCUUGUCCCAUCAUCAUCUUUUAUUAAGUUGUUGAGAUUGUAUAUAUUUGUUCUGUUAUCUGUUAUUUGUCGUUUGAUGAUUCACCGUUUUCUUUCAUUUACUCGAGUCCCGCCACACGGUUGACAUCUCCAACGCCGUAAACUCAUUUCAAAUAUUUUCAUAGACAAAUCUUCGAUAUGAAUCCCAGCCCAAACAAACUCACUGAAAAUAAUACAGAUUCCAAUUCAAAUAAUGAAAAACAAGAUGAGGAGUAUGUGGUGAAAAAGAUUUUAGAUAAGCGUAUACAGCAUGGUAAGGUGGAAUACCUUCUCAAAUGGAAAGGUUUCAGUAAUUUUGAAAAUUCUUGGGAACCUAUUGAAAAUCUUAAUUGUGAAGAUUUGAUAAAAAAAUAUGAAAAAGAAAGAAAAAGAAAAAGCAAGCCAUCAAAUUCAAUUGAUUCCAAAUCUUCUGAUGAGUCUGAUAAUAAUAAUACUGAGCAUCAGAAAGUAGCAGAAAAAGUUGUGCAUGUUAAAAAACUGCGUGGCAAGAUUACAUAUUGUAUUAAAUUUAAAGGAAUUGAAGAACCUGUGGAGAUCAAAUCUAAAAAGGCUACAAAAUUAUAUCCACAACUCAUACUCAAACACUAUCAUAAAAUAUUUGUAUGGAAAUAAUAAUUAACUGUUUUAAUCAAAUCCUAUAGUAAAUAUCUUGAAUUAUUUUAUUUUUUUAUUAUAUGUGACAAUUAUGCCUUACAGAAAAAAAUAAAAUACUUAAA
Molecule: messenger RNA, 841 nt
Organism: Rhopalosiphum padi (bird cherry-oat aphid)
Lineage: Eukaryota; Metazoa; Arthropoda; Insecta; Hemiptera; Aphididae
Product: chromobox protein homolog 5-like
Exons: 2
Coding region: 264-737 (157 amino acids)
Biological process (GO): negative regulation of transcription by RNA polymerase II; chromatin organization
Cellular component (GO): pericentric heterochromatin; nucleus
Molecular function (GO): chromatin binding
Source: RefSeq, a predicted model, not a curated record